AGGCAGCUUUCGGUGCUAGAAUUCUAGCUCUCACAACAUUGGGAGUGGAGAGCAGCAUGUCCUCGUCCACAUCCAACAACACGGAUGCCUAUGCAUUGGACAGCGUUUCUGUGGACCGGAUGCCUAUGUUCUAACUAACCUUGGAGGCACCACCAAUCUGCACUCACUUUGGCAUUUUGAUGUGUAUGUGUCACAGCUUCUUGCUAGACUAUCAAGCAGAUGGCCAGGCUGAACCUUGUACAAGAACUUUCCAUGGCGUCUCGAAGGUGAAAGCGACGCAGCUCAUCAGUCCUUUCUGUUUGGGGGGUGUCUUGCCUAGCUCUUGCUGGGGCGAUCCAGCGUUAUCACUGUGUGGCCCCAGUGUGUGAGGCCUGCAUCCUCCAGUCAUGGAAAGCAGCGGUGGCACUGGCAACGCACAGAAACUAACGCCUCUGGCUCGAGAACUGAAAAACACAUGCAGCAGUUACAACAAACAUGCUGGGCUGCUGAGAAAGAACUUGAAAGAGACGAACAUUUUCUUUCGGGAGAUACGACAGAACUAUAGCAAUGCCUGCGCAUCAGCUGCAAACCCGGGGGCCGCAGCAUUGGAAGCAGGCAUCCAGCUCAACUGCAUCUCUUUCCCCCGGCAAGAGGAAGAGCACUUGCACAGCAUCGUGGGCAGCACCCCCUACAUCCUGCUGCUGGGCCAGGACUGCACGGCCCGCUACCAGCUGCUCAACUGCCUGCUGGGGGAGCGCAUGCUGCCGCUGGGAGCCGAGGCAGGGUCCCCCUGCGGCCCCCAGGGCCUCUCCUGCAAGCGGCGGAAGCUGUGCUUCUCGCACGGGCGGCAGACGCGGCUCAGCCUGGCGCUGCCCGGCCAGUACGAGCUGGUGCACCAGCUGGCGGCCCACUGCGGGCGCUGGGACACGGUGCCGCGCCAGGACCUGGAGAUCCAGGAGGAGUGUGAGGACCCCGCGCACCGGCUCGCCGAGCUGGAGAUCACGCUGCACCACUCCCUGCUGCAGGAGGCCAAGAUCAUGGUGGCGCCGUGCCCCGGCGUGCAGCCCAUCCAGGAGGCGCUGGAGGACCUGACGCGCAACGUCAUCCCCAUCAUCCUCUACGCGCUCAGCCAGGACGCGCUGAGCGCCGAGCAGACGUCCGAGCUGCGCAAGGUGCGCGAGGUGCUGCCCCGCUUCCCCGUCUGCUUCAUCCGCAUGCCCUCCUCCUCCUCCUCAUCGUCCUCGUCCCCGUGCCUCACGCCCGACGCCUCCCCAGAGUCCAGGCGGACGGGGGACCACGAGCGGAACUGCCCCCAGCGCAGCGCUCUCCACAACCAGCUGACGGCGCUAGGCUUCCUGCACACGCCCAGCAGCCCCCCCACGGAGAACAGUUCCUCUGUUGUUGGGGUGGGAGGCGGCCCCACCAUGCUGGGCUCCACCCCCGUGCCCCAAAGCAUGCUGGGAGAGUCGUUUGAGCGGCUGCACCGGGUGAUGGGGCCCUUCGCCAAACUGGUGCUGCAGAGCCAGCAGGUAGAGGCAGCCAACCUGCUCAACGCCGUGCACUGCCGCUGCCUGGACCUCUUCAUCAACCAGGCGUUUGACAUGCAGAGGGACCUGCAGAUCACGCCGCGGCGGUUGGAGUACACGCGGGAGAAGGAGGGCGAGCUGUACCACUCUCUCAUGUGCAUCGCCAACCGCAAACAGGAGGAGAUGAAGGAGAUGAUCGUGGAGACGCUCAGCAGCAUGAAGGAACAGCUGCUGGAGGACGCCGCGAAUCUGGAGUUCACAGAUGUGAUCGUGACGCCCAACGGAGAGCCCAUCGCCACCAAGGACAUCAAGGCGUGCAUCCAACAGAUCCAGGAGCUCAUCGUGGUCCGUCUCAACCAGGCGGUGGCCAACAAGCUGAUCAGCUCUGUCAACUACCUGCGGGAGAGCUUCGUCGGCACGCUGGAGAGGUGCCUCAACAGCCUGGAGAAGUCCACCAUAGACGCCUCCGUACACAACGUCACCUCCAACCACCUCAAGCAGAUCCUGAAUGCUGCCUAUCAUGUAGAGGUGACGUUUCAGGCCGGCUCAUCUGUGACGCGGCUAGUCUGGGAGCAGAUCAAGCAGAUAAUCCAGAGGAUAACACUGGUGAAUCCGCCUGCCAUCACGGCUGAGUGGAAGCGUAAGGUGGCCCAGGACGCCAUCGAGAGCCUGAGUGCUGCCAAGCUGGCCAAGAGCAUCUGCUCGCAGUUCCGCACGCGCCUCAACAGCUCCCACGAGGCCUUCGCCGCCUCACUCAGACAGUUGGAGGAGGGCCACACGGGGCGUCUGGAGCGGACGGAAGACCUGUGGCUGCGGGUGCGAAAAGACCACGCCCCCCGGCUGGCACGCCUCUCGCUGGAGAGCCGCUCGCUUCGAGACGUCCUCCUACAUGGUAAGCCCAAGCUGGGUAAAGAGUUGGGUCGAGGCCAGUAUGGAGUGGUCUACUACUGCGACAGCUGGGGGGGCAAGUACCCCUGUGCCCUCAAGUCGGUGGUUCCCCCCGAUGACAAGCACUGGAACGACCUGGCCCUGGAGUUUCACUACACUAGAUCUCUGCCGCGCCAUGACAGGCUGGUGGAUCUGCACGGCUCUGUGAUUGACCACACGUACAGCGGCGGCUCCAGCAUAGCAGUGCUGCUCAUCAUGGAGAGGCUGCACAAGGACCUGUACACGGGCCUCAAGGCUGGCCUGUCCCUGAAGGAACGUCUGCAGAUCGCUCUGGAUGUGGUGGAGGGCAUUCGCUUCCUGCAUGGCCAGGGGCUGGUACACAGAGACAUCAAGCUCAAGAACGUCCUGCUGGACAAACAGAACCGGGCUAAAAUAACAGACUUGGGCUUCUGCAAGCCAGAGGCCAUGAUGUCCGGCAGUAUUGUAGGAACGCCCAUCCACAUGGCCCCCGAGCUCUUCACAGGAAAGUAUGAUAACUCGGUGGACGUGUAUGCCUUCGGGAUCCUGUUCUGGUACCUGUGUUCUGGCUCGGUGAAGCUGCCUGAGGCCUUUGAGAAGUGCUCCAGUAAGGACCAGCUCUGGAACAACGUCAAGAGAGGCUCUCGUCCGGAGCGGCUGGCCAUCUUUGAUGAGGAGUGCUGGCAGCUGAUGGAGGCGUGCUGGAACGGCGAUGCGUUGCAGCGCCCCCUGCUGGGCAUAGUGCAGCCGGGCCUGUACAGGAUCAUGGUGCGCAUGUGCAACCUCAGCCCCGAGCGCACCAGCAGCAGCCUGGACGACUCCAACUGACAACACUCAAGCUGGCACCUCACCUGCAUGGCACCCGUGGCACGGGCACUGCACCCUCACCCGCACAACACUCCGCAGAAGAGAGGAGAGACAGUGAGAGAGAGAAGAUGGAGACGAGAGAUGUAUAGGAUGGGCAAUGACGGCCUACACGUUUACACACAGAAACGCACUCAAGCACAACACACACACACACACACACACACACACACACACACACACACACACACGUACACGUACACACAGUCCAAUUGAACAAACAAGAAAAAAAGACUGUUUGGAUCUGUGCCAAAUGGAGGAUAGACUGGAGUGACCAAGGAAACCAGAAAUAUGUGUCCUGUUUAACCCCCUAGGUGUUCUCUUCCCCCUUCCCUUCCCUUGACAAGGGUCUAAUGUACACUAUUUAUGAUGACCUUAUUGAGAACAACGUACAUGUAAACUGUACACAGAUGUUUGUCUUGUUGAUCUUGUGUUUGUGGCGUUUGAGUAUUUAUAUAUGUUCUAGCACACACUAUGCUUAUUUCUUAGCAAGCAUGCUAAUUGCUGCUUUGUCAUAGGAUUGCUACUAGACAUGAAAAACAUUUUAAAGGUAGUCCAUCCAGUAUUAUGCUUUAAAAAAAAAGGUGAUUUUAGUCUGUAUUUAAGCUGGUUAUCUGAAUAUUAUUGCUAUCCAGAGAUGACAACCAUUUUUUAAUAAAAAAUGAUUCCCUUAAACCUAUUAA
Engraulis encrasicolus (European anchovy) is the source of this 3958-nucleotide messenger RNA. RefSeq names its product dual serine/threonine and tyrosine protein kinase (gene dstyk). Gene Ontology annotation, molecular function: ATP binding; protein kinase activity. The transcript has 15 exons. Gene Ontology annotation, biological process: cellular response to fibroblast growth factor stimulus; negative regulation of apoptotic process; positive regulation of fibroblast growth factor receptor signaling pathway. The record is from RefSeq and is a predicted model, not a curated record. Bases 387 to 3239 code for a protein of 950 amino acids. Lineage: Eukaryota; Metazoa; Chordata; Actinopteri; Clupeiformes; Engraulidae. Gene Ontology annotation, cellular component: cytoplasm.